Molecule: messenger RNA, 846 nt
Organism: Pomacea canaliculata
Lineage: Eukaryota; Metazoa; Mollusca; Gastropoda; Architaenioglossa; Ampullariidae
Product: vicilin-like seed storage protein At2g18540
Exons: 5
Source: RefSeq, a predicted model, not a curated record
AUGAUAUGGAUGAGAGAAGAGCGAAGAGCGAAGAGCGAGACGAAGAGCGAAGAGGAAGAGCGAAGAGCGAAGAGGAAGAGUCGAAGCGAGAGCGAAAGAGCGAAAGGGAAGAGCGAAGAGGAAGAGCGAAGAGACGAGACGGAAGAGAGCGAAGAGAGAGCGAAAGACCACAGAGAAGAGCGAAGAGAGGAAGAGGAAGAGCGAAGCGAGCGAGCGAGAGCGAAGGAGAGGAAGCGACAGAAGCGUAAGAGAAGGCGCAAAGCCGCAAGAGCAAGAAAGCGAAGCUAGCGAAGAGCGAGACCUGAGCACAGAAGCCCCAGGAAGAGCCGAAGAGCAGCGCCAAGAGCGGAGAAAGAGGAGUACGAAGAGCGAAAGCGAAGAGCGAAGAGCGAAGACGAGAAAGACAGCGAAGAGACGAAUCAGAGCAGUAGAAGAGCGAAGAGCCGAAGACAACAGAAAGACACGGAACUGAGAGACACGCAAGAAGCCAAAGACGCAGCCGACAGAGCCAAAACGGAGGACUCGACUAAGCCACGGAACCCAGCGAAGAAGCGAAGAGCGAAGAUGCGAAGAGGACCAAGAGCCAAGAGCAAGAAGGAGCGACCAACGAGCCAAGAGCCAAAAAGACAGAUUCAAAAAGAGCUCCCAAGCCAAAGAGCGACAAGAAGCCGAAGAGCAAGAAGCCAAGAGUCUAAAGCCCAAGCAGCCAAUAUGAGCCAAGAACGCCUAGAGGUUCCGAAGAGCCAAGUAUCUUCAAAGAUGUCCAACAGUCUUCAAGAGCAAGAGCCAAGAGCAAGCAAGCGCAGAGCCAAGAGCCAAGAGCCAAGCAAGAGCCAAGAGCAAGAG